AUGACAGCUCCCGACGUUGCACCUCCGAUCGUCUCGGCCGCCUUCGCGCCUAGCAAUCAAACCAGUAGCGAUGCUGCUCAGGCUGUUCAAAGACCUGCGGCCCGUACGCAAAAGAGCUAUGCCACGCAUGACGGUGAUUUGGAAGGCCAAGGAGCACUUCAGCGAUAUCAAUCCCGCAUGUCGCACAUGUCACAGGAUGAAGCGGAUGAUUUGAUACGAAGGCUCACCUCGAGACGUUCGGUCGGUGAUUCUGGGAGCCCUGACAACACCUUCAAUGAUUUGCUCGGCGAGAUUUUCGAUCGUGAUGAGAUGAAGAAGAAGAAUGUCGGCGUGUACUUUAAGGAUCUCACUGUGGUCGGCAGCGGCGUUGGUGCUGCCAUCCAGCCAACGGUGGGCGACAUUCUCAAGGGAAUUGCAUCCAUCCCUAUUUUGCCCUACAUCAUCUACAAAAAGUCCAAGGCCAAGUCCCCCGAUGCUGUCGAGCGCAAGCUCAUCAGUGGAUUUGAUGGAUGUGUCAGAGACGGCGAGAUGCUGCUUGUUCUUGGACAGCCCGGCUCCGGGUGUACCACCUUCCUCAAGGCGCUUGCAAACCAGCGUAACGGCUUCAAGGAAGUUACUGGUACCGUUCAUUAUGGCGGUAUCGGAGACGAAGAGAUGGGUCGGAAGUAUCGCGGUGAGGUCGUUUACAAUAGUGAAGAUGAUUUGCACUUUGCGACUCUGUCUGUCGAGCAGACGUUGCGUUUUGCACUCAAGACGAGGACGCCUGGUCAAAGACCCCAGGGCGAGACGCGUAAGAACUAUCAAGACAAGUUUUUGAACGUUCUUGGCAAGAUUUUUGGUAUCGAACACACCUUCAAGACGAAGGUUGGAGACGAGAUGGUUCGUGGAGUCUCUGGCGGAGAAAAGAAGCGUGUCUCUAUUGCAGAAGUAUUCGUUAAUCGUGCAAGUGUCGGCUGCUGGGACAACUCCACUCGUGGUCUUGAUGCUUCCACUGCUGUUGAAUACUGCCGCUCCUUGCGUGUACUGACCAACAUUGCCAAGGUCUCGACAGUAGUGACCAUUUACCAGGCAGGUGAGCAGCUCUAUGACUUCUUCGACAAGGUCUUGCUUAUUGAGGGUGGUCGAUGCUUGUACUAUGGUCCUGCCGAAUCUGCACGUCAGUAUCUUAUCGACAUGGGUUAUGAGGCUGAAGAGCGUCAGACAACAGCCGAUUUCUUGACAGCCAUCACCGACAAGCGUGCCCGCAAAAUUCGCGAUGGAGCAAGUCCGCCACAGACAGUUGCUGAUCUUGAGGCCUACUACCGCGAUUCCGACACAUACAGGCGCAACCUCGAAGAUAUGGAGUCGUACAACAAGCGAUGCAAGGAAGACCCUCCCGCAGAUACUUUCAAAGAGGUCAGCACAGACAAGAAGGGUAAGCGUCAUGGUGUCUAUGGCUUGCCUUUCCACAAGCAAGUCUGGUACUGUACCUUGCGUCAAUACCAAAUCAACUUUGGUGACAAGCUCUCACUCUAUGGCAAGAAUGGUUCAUCCAUUUUCCUCUCCCUCAUCAUCGGUUCUUCGUUUUACAACAUGCCCCGCGAUACGAAUGGUGCCUUCCUUCGCGGAGGUGUGCUCUUUUUGUCGUUGCUCUUCAACGCACUCUUGGCUUUGGCUGAGCUGUCUUCUGCAUUCAGCUCCCGUCCUAUCUUGAUGAAGCACAAGUCGUUUACGUUCUUCAGGCCCAGCGCAUUCGCUGUUGCACAGGUUGUUGCUGAUAUCCCCAUCGUGGCAAUUCAGGUCUUUACAUGGGAUAUCAUUAUCUACUUUAUCUCUGGUCUGCAAUACACUGCCUCUCAAUUCUUCAUCAAUCUGUUGGUGCUGUACGUCACCACGCUCGCGACAUACUCCUUCUUCCGAAUGCUGGGAUCCUUGGUGCCUUCGCUCAAUGCAGCCACCGCCCUCUCGGGUGUGUCCAUUCAGGCUCUCGUUGUUUAUGCAGGUUAUAUCAUUCCAAGACCCAGUAUGCAUCCUUGGCUGUACUGGCUCUGGUACAUCAACCCACUUGCCUACGGGUUUGAAGCACUCAUGAUCAACGAAUUCUACAAUCUCGAGUUGGAGUGUGUCGUACCGCGCUUACUCCCUUUCGGUGCUCCCGGCCAAUAUCCUAGCCAAGGAUGCGCUAUUGCUGGCUCGACACCCGGAUCCACGACUGUGCAAGGCGCUGCCUACAUUUCCGAGUCUUUCACCUAUGUUCGUGGUCACCUUUGGCGAAAUGUUGGCUUUAUUCUCAUCUUUUGGAUCUUCUUCAUUGCCAUGACGUGCUUGGGAACGGAGCGUCUCAAGCCCAACGCAGGUGCUGGUGGCUCACUCGUCUACAAACGUGGCGGAGAACCCAAAGCGGUCAAGGAGGCCCUUUCUGGUGAAAAGGCAGUCGACGCUGCCCGUGAGGCUGAAGCUGACAAUGCCGACCAAGACAAGAGUGACAGCGACUCCACCAUGGACGGGUUCGAAAAGUCUGAGACCACCUUUACCUGGAGCGAUGUCUGCUACAAUGUUCCAGAUCCUGCAAACAAAGGACACCAGAAGCAGUUGUUGGACCACGUCUCUGGCUGGGUCAAGCCUGGUCAACUCACUUGUUUGGUUGGAUCUUCGGGAGCUGGUAAGACGACAUUGCUAAAUACACUUGCACAGCGCCAAACAACUGGUGUCGUGACUGGUGACAUGCUCGUUGAUGGACGCGAGCUGCCAAGCGCCUUCCAACGUGCUACCGGUUACGUCCAGCAAAUGGACAUGCAUGAGCCCACUGCCACUGUCCGUGAAGCUUUGCGAUUCUCCGCAUUGCUGCGUCAACCCCGCGAAACGUCGGAAGAGGAAAAGUACGCUUACGUUGAGGAGAUCAUCAAGUUGCUAGAGAUGGAGCACAUGGCUGAAGCCAUCAUCGGCCUUCCGGGCAACGGUCUUACCAUCGAGCAGCGCAAGCGUGUGACCCUCGGUGUGGAGCUUGCUGCCAAGCCUAGUCUUUUGCUGUUCUUGGAUGAACCUACCUCUGGCUUGGACUCUCAGGCGGCCUGGAACAUUGUUCGUUUUCUGAAAAAACUUGCUAGCGCUGGUCAAGCCAUCCUCGUCACCAUUCACCAACCGUCAUCCAUUCUCUUCCAGCAAUUUGAGCGCAUCCUGCUGCUCGGUCCUGGUGGCAAGACCAUCUACUUUGGUGAACUCGGCAAUCAAUCCAGGAAGAUGCUUGAGUACUUUACAAGCAAUGGUGCUGAAAACUGCCCAGAAGACGCAAACCCUGCUGAGUGGGUGCUCGAUGUUAUUGGUGCUGGAGGUGGUAUUGGUGCCAAGAAGGCAAAGCAAGACUGGCCUCAAAUUUGGCGCGACUCCAAGAAUGCACGCGAGACGAACCAAGAGAUUGCCCGCAUCAAGCAAGAACGUGGGGGCCAGUCCAACAAGUUUGAACAAGAUACACGCAAGUACGCUAUGCCAGCUUUCGCACAGGCCAAGGCCGUCUUCAUUCGAGUCUUCAUCUCGUACUGGCGAACACCGGAUUACUUCAUUGGCAAGCUCAUGCUGCAUAUCACGACUGGUCUCUUCAACGGCUUUACGUUCUGGAAUCUUGGCAACACCGUCGUGGACUUGCAGAAUCAUAUCUUUUCCAUCUUUUUGGUUUUGACCAUUGCCCCGCCUUUGAUGCAACAGCUUCAACCUCGCUAUCUCGAGUAUCGUGCCCUCUUCCAAGGUCGCGAGCAGCAGAGUCGGAUGUACUCCUCGUGGACUUUUGCCCUCGCUUCAAUUGUCGUUGAACUGCCAUACACUAUUGCUUGCUCGACCAUUUUUUUCUUUUGCUGGUACUUCCCAACUGGACUCCCUCGCGAAAUAUCUCGUGCUGGUGCAAUUUGGCUCUUCCUUACCCUCUUCGAAGUCUACUACAUCACACUCGGCAUCAUGAUUGCUUCGAUUGCCAAGACUGCACUCUUCGCAAGUGUCCUUGUUCCAGUAUUUUUCACAUUCAUCAUUGGCUUCUGCGGUGUUCUGGUCCCCAGAAAUGCGCUCCCACACUUUUGGCUGUUUAUGGUUGAUUUGACGCCGUUCCGAUACUUGCUAGGAGGCAUGUUGACUUCUGCGGUGAGUGGCUUGGAGGUCAGAUGCAGCUCGAACGAAUUCGCAAGGUUUUCGCCUGGUGCAGGACAAACGUGCCAGGACUACGCAGGAUCUUUCGCUCAGCAAUUUGGAGGUUAUCUCAACAACCCAGCUGCGACGUCAGACUGCGAAUACUGUCAGUAUGCCGUUGGUGAUGAGUACGCCAACACUCUCGAGCUCUACUUCAAGAACAGGUGGCGAGACUACGGUGUGUUCUGGGCAUAUGUCAUCUUUGACGUGCUCAUUGUCAUGCUCUUUACUUAUUUGUACUGUGGUGGCUUCCAGAAGAUUGGACAGUUGUUCAAAAGAUCAGGCAAGCGUCGCUCAAAGAAGUCAAUAUCGCAUGAGGAAGAGAAGCGAGAAGCAUCUUCUAUGUGA
Molecule: messenger RNA, 4500 nt
Organism: Protomyces lactucae-debilis
Lineage: Eukaryota; Fungi; Ascomycota; Taphrinomycetes; Taphrinales; Protomycetaceae
Product: putative ABC transporter
Exons: 4
Coding region: 1-4500 (1499 amino acids)
Biological process (GO): transmembrane transport
Cellular component (GO): membrane
Molecular function (GO): ABC-type transporter activity; ATP hydrolysis activity; ATP binding
Source: RefSeq, a predicted model, not a curated record